Messenger RNA from Manacus vitellinus (golden-collared manakin), 4661 nucleotides. It is a transcript of the gene SLC37A1, whose product is annotated as solute carrier family 37 member 1. Bases 664 to 2292 code for a protein of 542 amino acids. Gene Ontology annotation, biological process: glucose-6-phosphate transport; phosphate ion transmembrane transport. Gene Ontology annotation, molecular function: glucose 6-phosphate:phosphate antiporter activity. The record is from RefSeq and is a predicted model, not a curated record. The transcript has 21 exons. Gene Ontology annotation, cellular component: endoplasmic reticulum membrane. NCBI's taxonomy places the organism in Eukaryota, Metazoa, Chordata, Aves, Passeriformes, Pipridae.
GAUGUGCUCACCGGGGCUGUGCCCCUCUGUGGCUAAGCCAGGAUGAACUGGGUUUUUUUUGUGUCUUAAAUAGAAUGAACAUGGCCAUUUAAUGCCCCGGAGCGGUGGGUUUGGCAGGCUGUGGCUCAGGUGCGGAGCCGCCUGGCGUUAAACGCGACGUGCAUUUGACCUGCGUGUGUGCGAAGGCGUUUUGAGCCCUUGAGGACACCCCGAGGAGGGUUUGGUUACCCGCUGUUGGCAGACACUGAAUUAAUCUCUGCCCUCUGGGGAGCUGUGCGUGGCCAGGCACGACCUGCCUUCCCUCUGCCUCUCCAGCACAGCUGAUCCCGGGUUUACCCUGUUUGCAGAGGGAAAGGCCGGUCACCGAUGACUCUUUUCCCGAAGCAGGGAGGAAUGUUUCAGCCAGUGGGAAGCCUGAAGGAGCAAUACCAAUUUUGGAAGAUCAGCAGUUAACAAAGGCAGAGUGAAGGAUUUGCCACGUCGAGACUGAAGGUGUAAGACUAAAAACCUACAGGGAGAUCAGCUCAGCAGCAGAUAUUCCACAUUUUUUACCUGCCAUCCCACGGCUUCGAGGGGGUCUUCGUUACACAUUCAGAAGAACAGAAAACACUGUCACAAGUACAUAAUUGUGUCACCUAAAAUUUGGUGCCAGCCGUAGUGUAGAUGGCUCAGCUUCCUCCUGGGAUUCGUUUCAUCACUUCAUUUUCACGAGAUCAGUGGUAUAGAGCCUUCAUUUUCUCUCUCACUUUCCUGCUGUAUGCCAGCUUCCACUUAUCAAGGAAACCUAUUAGUAUAGUUAAGGGAGAGCUGCAUAAGCAUUGUGCUGCUUCACAUGAAGUUGAGCUUGACUCCUACAAAGAAUAUGCUGCCCAGAUUCAGCCUCUCAAAAAGCCAUUUAACGCCUCUCAGUGUGGUUGGGAGCCAUUUGAUAAGAACAACUACAAACAGUUACUGGGAGCGCUGGAUUACUCGUUUUUGUGUGCAUAUGCAGUUGGAAUGUAUUUAAGUGGACUGAUAGGAGAACGGCUGCCGAUCCGGUACUAUCUGACGGGCGGGAUGCUCGCCAGUGGGCUCUUCACUGCCAUGUUUGGAUUGGGUUAUUUCUAUAACAUACAUAAUCUGUGGUUUUACAUCAUGGCCCAGAUAGCAAAUGGGUUGGUGCAAACUACUGGCUGGCCGAGUGUCGUUACAUGUAUUGGCAACUGGUUUGGAAAAGGAAGGAGAGGUUUGAUCAUGGGAAUCUGGAAUUCACACACUUCAGUGGGAAAUAUCUUGGGAUCCUUAAUUGCUGCUUACUGGGUGUCCACGUGCUGGGGUCUCUCCUUCGUGGUGCCCGGAGUCAUCGUCGCUGUGAUGGGGAUUGUUUGCUUCCUGUUUCUCAUUGAACAUCCUAAGGAUGUAAGUUGCUCCUGCACACCAUCCAGUCGUGAUCGUGAGCCCAGUAUUUCUACCGAGUUUGUAGUGAGUUCUAAAACCUUCCUGAAUGGUACAUCUCGGUGCAGAAUCCAGAUGCCGACCUUAAAUGCUAAGGAAAAUGGCAAACUUCAGCAGGAUCCAGAGAUACAGCACUUACUUAGUGACAGUGAAAACAGCAGCGUGUCCCUGAACUCCAGCACUGUGGCCAGUGGGGAAGGAAGACAUGGGACAUCAGCAAUCAGCUUCCUUGGGGCCUUGAGAAUACCUGGAGUUGUAGAGUUCUCCCUUUGUCUUCUGUUUGCAAAGCUAGUGAGCUACACUUUCCUCUUCUGGCUUCCCCUCUAUAUCACAAGUGUAGAGCAUCUUGAUGCCAAAAGAGCUGGGGACCUUUCUACACUGUUUGAUGUGGGUGGAAUCUUUGGUGGAAUUUUGGCAGGUCUCAUUUCAGACAGGCUGGAGAAGAGGGCAUCAACCUGUGGGAUGAUGUUAUUGCUCGCAGCACCCACGUUGUACAUGUUCUCUACAGUCAGUAAAAUGGGACUUGAGGCUACUGUGGUGAUGCUGCUUAUCAGUGGUGCCCUGGUGAAUGGCCCUUAUGCCCUGAUCACCACUGCUGUCUCUGCUGACUUGGGUACCCACAAAAGCCUGAAAGGGAAUGCAAGAGCCUUGUCCACGGUGACGGCGAUCAUCGAUGGAACUGGAUCUGUAGGUGCAGCUUUGGGGCCUCUCUUGGCUGGUCUUAUUUCCCCAUCUGGUUGGAACAACGUGUUUUACAUGCUCAUGGUGGCAGAUGCAUGUGCCUUGCUACUCUUACUCCGUCUUAUUCAGAAGGAACUUCAGUGUGAUGCAGAUCACACUCUGUUUAAGGAGCACUGAGCUACAAGAGCAGAGCUGGAAUAAGGACUGUGCCAGUGGUCGGAGCUCUUCCCUGAAAUCCAGACUUCAUGGGAUGUAUUAUUCUGUAUUUAAGAGAUUCUGUUUGGUGAAGAACUUUGCACCAUUACUGGAAAGCAACGUGAGAAAUGCAGCUGGUAACUCCCUGAAGCUCUUUAUUUUUGCACAUGAGUAAGUACCUCAGGAUGGCAACUAUUCAUCAGGCGAAGAGAUGGGAACUUUGGGAAGGUUUUAGCAGCACGCCUCAACUGAGCCAAAGAGAAAUACCAAGUGCCUUUUUUGUUUCUUUUGAUAGGAUGUUUUUAAUUAAACUUAUGAACUGUGUUUUUGCCAAAAAUCAAGGCGAAACUGGAGCAGAAGGAAGUUGAAGUUGUACCAGCCCAGCAGUGGCUGUCCCAGUGUCAGUGAGCAAAGUGUGUGUUUCUUAUGUCAUCUUGUGUACAUUGAGGGCAUCUCUUUAUAGAGGACAACAUCAGCUGGUUAUUAAGAUGUGCUGCUAUUAGUAUUUUGAAGCUGCUCAGACAGUAGCCACCCACUGUAUUAUUAGUUUUUAACUACAGUACUACUUCCCAAGGACAACAUCCAGCCUUUUGGUAGGCAGUGGAAUGGAAUUUACUCUUGCCAUGUACUGCAGUUAGCAGUUUUCACAGAAUCUCUGGAUGAGUGUUAAUCUUUAGUUAGGAUUGUGCAAAAAAAAAAAAAAAGGAGUCCUAAGCAACAAAAAGCAGCUUAUGAGUCAGAAUUUCCAGUGGGGGCUCUAAUGAUUUUCAGGGCAUUAUAAACUGACUGUGCAAACGUCACAUAAUUGUCUACCAGGCUGGGCUGAAAUGAGAGGUGGUUUCUUGUGAACUGUGAGCUGUCCUUUUUCUUACAGCACUUGUGGCUUGAGCAGAUGAGCUGCCUCAGUGCCCCCUUGCCACAGGGAUCUCUGUUGGGUACUCGUGAUUUCAGUGCUGGGGUGCACACGUGGAAGUUGCAGAUCAGGGCCUUAAUAUCCAGAAAUCUCUCUCAAGUGGCUCAUUUCCAGUGGCUCUGAAUUUCAGAUUUGGAGCCGAAAUAUCAGAAAAAUUACCUGUGUGGGCAGUAGUUUGUAAGAGAACAUUUGAGUAACUAGUGUUAUCCAGCAAAUAGAUGGUUUAAUGUCUUCAGAACAUAUAAUUUCUUUGUACAGCUGCUUUGCAAACAGAUGUUUCUGUGAUUCUUUUCUUUUUUAAGAUGUAUAAAGUGAAAAGAAAUCCUUUUUGUAUGAGGUGUUUAUACUUAAAUCACAAAGGCUAGAUAAUUUAAACCAUGUGUUGUCCUUAACUGUAUUUAUUAAAGCUCUAGGAAUAUGUCUUGUUCUGAACUAUGCUCUUAAGUUCUGUGAAACAAUGCAGCAGUCUUUACACUUGAUUAACAGAACACUCUAAAACAGUCCUGCAGAAAUGUCCCAUCAGCUGCUGGUGUUGUGUUCCACGUGCUGGCACAACACCUAAUUUCCAGGGCUGUAAUUUUGUAGUUGCUGAGUCUUUUGAGUCGCUUCACUGGUUUGAUUCAGCACCUGAUUUAUGCUUGACUUGAACACUGUAAGAAGGGGCUCGUUUUAGAAGGAAAACCUCAGUGCCACAGGGCCUUAAGGAAGGUAUUGGGUCCUUGCAGAGGAACUGUAGGUAGGCCCUGUCCCUGCACUUACCUGGAUGAAUGGUUGACUUCACACAUUUUGGGUAAGCCUGUUCAGACCACUGGGGAAGGUCUCGACAUCUGAAUGCAUGAAUCUGGGCUGGGCUUGGGCUUUGGGCUGCAGUUAAAUGUGAAGGAAUUCUGCAGCAAUGUUACUUGAAAGGACUUCUAUCCCAGUGGACUGAACCAGCAGAGCUUUAUAUUUUUAUUGAAACAAUUCAAACCCUGCUGUGCUCAGAUUUUGAGAAGCUGUUCCCUGUGGGCCGAGGUCUUAGUUUAAAAAGCUUUUGGUUGUAUUUUGCAGUUACAGGCUGUAAAGAUACUUAACUGUGUUUUGGGUUUUACUUGUUGGGGCUGCUGCUGUUAUUUAUUUAUUUAUUUGAAUAGCUUUUGCACUUCAGUGACCGGGGUAGGGGUUAAUGAUGAAGCUGGAGGUGCUGGGCUGAGGCCUUCCUUGCAUCGAUUGUAGGCAGGAAUUGGGACUCUCAGUCUGCCCAUAUCUCCUUCCAUGUCAAUCUGCAGCAUUUUGGUUCCUCCCAGCUACAAAAUUGCUGGACAAAAAGACAAAGAUUUGCUUUUCGUUCUUGAAAACUGAAGAUCCCCCAGGUUGUGGAUAAACAGUGUGUUUUGUUAGCAUUGGGUGUCAAUAUUCAUUGAUCUGGAAAUGAGCAAGACUGACAAAGUUGUGUGUG